AUGGAACGACAGCCACUCUUGGAUUCGAGUCGAAAUGGCUCCACCGGCGGAGGAGCGGAAGGCAUCGUCGUGCCGCCCAUUCGCACGCAGGAUCUGCCGCAGUCGAUUGCGUCCAACAAUCUGCUCGCCUGUCUCGUCUGCGGCUCGAUGAUUGACAUUAGCGACAAGAAGGAGCAGCAUGUGGUCAAGUGCAACAACUGCAACGAGGCCACCGUAAGUCGAAAUGGCUCCACCGGCGGAGGAGCGGAAGGCAUCGUCGUGCCGCCCAUUCGCACGCAGGAUCUGCCGCAGUCGAUUGCGUCCAACAAUCUGCUCGCCUGUCUCGUCUGCGGCUCGAUGAUUGACAUUAGCGACAAGAAGGAGCAGCAUGUGGUCAAGUGCAACAACUGCAACGAGGCCACCCCCAUUCGUGAUGCACCACCCGGUCGGCGCUUUGUCCGCUGUCCGUGCAACUGUCUGCUGGUGUGCAAUGCCACCGCGUCGCGAAUCUCCUGUCCCAGACCGCAGUG
This is a messenger RNA of Rhagoletis zephyria (snowberry fruit fly), 509 nucleotides long. Its product is annotated as type 2 phosphatidylinositol 4,5-bisphosphate 4-phosphatase-like. The record is from RefSeq and is a predicted model, not a curated record. Gene Ontology annotation, cellular component: late endosome membrane; phagocytic vesicle membrane; lysosomal membrane. Lineage: Eukaryota; Metazoa; Arthropoda; Insecta; Diptera; Tephritidae. Gene Ontology annotation, molecular function: phosphatidylinositol-4,5-bisphosphate 4-phosphatase activity. Gene Ontology annotation, biological process: phosphatidylinositol dephosphorylation.